This is a messenger RNA of Haplochromis burtoni (Burton's mouthbrooder), 2572 nucleotides long. Its product is annotated as kynurenine--oxoglutarate transaminase 3. Bases 618 to 1967 code for a protein of 449 amino acids. Gene Ontology annotation, biological process: biosynthetic process. The record is from RefSeq and is a predicted model, not a curated record. Gene Ontology annotation, molecular function: pyridoxal phosphate binding; L-kynurenine:2-oxoglutarate transaminase activity. NCBI's taxonomy places the organism in Eukaryota, Metazoa, Chordata, Actinopteri, Cichliformes, Cichlidae. Gene Ontology annotation, cellular component: cytoplasm; mitochondrion. The transcript is spliced from 14 exons.
UAUUGCUAUGUAUUGACCAUAGUGCAAAAAAAUAUCAAAGCCCUAAGUUGAAAGUUUGAAAAUGAACUUUAAGAAGAAUGUAAAGAUCCGAGAUAACCACGCAGAUGUCUUGCUAAACUUAAUGUGUAGGAAACAAAUGCAAAAGAGCAAGUGUUUUUAAAAUUGUCCUUUUAUUAAUUUUGUCAUGAAUGUAUUGAAUUGAUUUGUUAAAGAAUAAUUCUCCUGUUACAAAUUUAAAAAGUAUUACAUUGAGUGCAUUAAUAGUUGUUACCACAUUUGAAGAUUGCCCGAUCCAGUUACAGAUAAUUAAUCUUAUAAUCAAAUCUGUGUCUUGCCACAUUUUUGGCUGCACUUCUUUGCAUUGAAAUCCUGAGGUUAUUUUUUUCUUUUUAAAGUGAUCUGAUGAAAGUAAAUUCACCAAAAGGCACAAAGCAAAAACAGCGUUUAACAGUUAAUUUGCCAGACUACAUUCUUCAGUUUGGGGUGUAGGUCAUAACUGAUGUCUUGUUUAAAAAAGAAAAAAGCAGGACUGUGUCCUUUACUAGAACGAUAAAACCACAGUUCAUCCAUGUGGAGGCAUCUAACUCAGCACAAAGUCAUAGUCACAGCAGCAAAGCAUGAGCAUUGCACGACAGGUCCUGAACUGCUCCAGGUUUACAUGUCGAUCAGCUCACGUAACCUGCAGAAAGACAUUUACUACUUCACAGCACGUAAUGAUGUCACGGCACACACAUGCCAAAAGAAUUGAAGGACUGGACAAGAACGUCUGGGUGGCUUUCACGGCACUGGCAGCCGACCCAUCUGUUGUUAACCUGGGCCAGGGCUUUCCAGACAUUCCUCCACCUUCUUAUGUCAAGGAGGCGCUAGCGAAGGCCGCAUCAGUUGACAGGAUGAACCAGUACACCAGAGGCUUUGGGCAUCCAUCAUUGGUGAAGGCCCUCUCUCAGGUGUAUGGGAAGGCCUAUGGACGUCAGAUUGAUCCCUUAAAAGAAAUUCUGGUCACGGUUGGUGGUUAUGGUUCCUUAUUUAGCGCCAUCCAAGCUCUAGUGGAAGAAGGAGAUGAGGUCAUCAUUAUUGAACCUUUCUUUGAUUGUUAUGUACCUAUGGUUCGUAUGGCCGGGGGCAAGCCUGUGUUGAUACCGCUAAGAGUUAAGUCUGGAAAGAAGACGAUCACAAGCGCUGACUGGUUUCUGGACCCAGAUGAGCUCGCAGGUAAAUUCAACUCUAAGACAAAGGCCAUCAUCAUCAACACUCCCAACAAUCCCAUUGGAAAGGUUUUCACCAAAGACGAGCUGCAGAUGAUCGCAGACCUCUGCAUUAAACAUGACACUCUGUGCUUCAGUGAUGAGGUUUAUGAGUGGCUCGUCUACAGGGGACACCAGCAUGUCAAAAUUGCAACUCUGCCUGGAAUGUGGGAUAGAACUGUUACUAUUGGCAGUGCAGGAAAGACGUUUAGUGUGACUGGAUGGAAGCUUGGUUGGUCUAUUGGACCUGAGCACUUGAUGAAGCAUCUUCAGACAGUCAUGCAGAAUUCCCUGUACACCUGUCCCACACCUCUGCAGGAGGCAGUGGCACAAGGUUUACUCCUAAACUAUGAGCUGAUGGAUCAGCCUGAGUGUUAUUUCACUUCACUGGCAGAUGAACUUGAAGGAAAGAGGGACCGCCUGGCUGCCAUUGUGGAGGAGGCUGGCAUGACUCCCGUAAUCCCAGAGGGAGGCUACUUCAUGCUCGUGGAUGUCACAGCUCUUAAUCAGGACCUUUCACAUAUGGAUGAGGAUGAAGCCUAUGACUACAAGUUUGUGAAGUGGAUGAUUAAAGAAAAGAAACUAGCAGCCAUUCCAGUUACUGCAUUUGUUGGAGAAGAGUCUACGAAAGACUUUGAGAAAUAUAUUCGCCUUUGCUUCAUUAAGCAAGAUAGUACUCUCGACGCAGCGCGGAGCAUCUUGAAGAGCUGGACGAAGGUUUAACGGGAGGUGCUUCGGAAGACUUCUACACUAACUGGAAAUUAGUCAAAUGUAUUAGAAGAGUUGAAUAUAGAGUACAUAUUUUGAACUGUACAGUGUGUUAGGAGAAAGGAAACCCAAAUAUUGAAUAGAUGGAAAAAACCCUAGUCAGUCAUUCUGUUUUUGGCUGUUAUUUGUAGAGGGUUAAAUCAUGAAACAGAACAAGAAGAAAGAAUCUGCUGUAACUGUGCCUUUUCUGUGUCCUCUCUUUCCACUAAAACUAUGGGACUGGUUUGUUAAAACUUUAUUGUGAUCAAAUGUUUUGUAAAAUUUUAGUGCUAAUCAUUGGAUUAACGGCAAUCUGCUGGUACCAAACAUCCAUAAAGGUUUAAGACUCCUUUUAAAAAGUACAGUUAUUAAAUGUAUUGACAAGGAUGCUGAAGAUGUAGCUCCCAGGCAGGAGGAAAUGGGAACGAUAUCAAAGGAAGGAGAUACAUGAAUAUAGUGAAUGAGGACAUGCAGAGGGGUUGAUUUAUUAGAAGUAGAUGUUAGGGAUGGAGUGAGCUGAAGGCCGAUGAUGCACUGUGGCGAUCCCUAAAGGGAGCAGCCCAAAGAAGCUUGAGAAUUAA